AUGAAUUCUUGCAUUCCUGAUUGGAACUUUGAGGCUGAUCUCCCUUUGACCAACCAAAAGAAACCCAUGGGGCCAGACCAUGAACUAGUAGAGCUCUUGUGGAGAAAUGGACAGGUAGUUUUGCACAGCCAAACGCAUCGAAAACCGAGUCCUAAUCCUCCUAAUGAGGCCAGACAAGUUCAAAAACAAGAUCAGCAAACCAUAAGGGUUGGUGGAUUAUAUGGGAACUCAAGUAAUUUGACUCAAGAUGAAGACACAGGUUCCUUGAUCCACUACCCUCUUGAAGAUUCCUUUGACAAAGAGUUCUGUUCCCAUUUUUUUUCUGAAUUGCCUUCCUGUGAUCCAAUUGAGAUUGACAAGCCAACCAAACAAUUUGAAGAAGAAAAGUUUGCUAAGUUUGGUGCUUCUGAUACCCCCCAUCUUGUUUCCACUGCCCCCCAACCUAAUGUUAAGUCCCCUGCUCGUAUGGGAUAUCCUGCAAACCCAAUGCCUCCUCCAAGAUAUCAAUACAAUAACUCAACUGAGCAAAACCAAAAUCUAGGAGGCUUGGGGAAAGUAGUUAAUUUUUCAACAUUUGCUACCCCAGGAAAGGGUGAUAGAGGAUCUUCCAGAGGAAAAAUAGGAGGGAAAGAGUCUGGCAAUUUAACUCAGGGGGAGGUUAAAGAGUGUUCGGUAAUGACCGUUGGUUCGAGUUACGUUGGUAGCAACCAAGUUCUAAAUGACCUUGAUGUGAGCAGGGCUUCAAGCAAUUGUGAUGGGACGACUGGUUUAUCUGUUGGACCCUUCUAUGACAAUGUUCAAAAGAUGAUGCCUCAGAGUGAGACAGGGAAAACAGAUACACUAGACCCAACUCCUACUUCGUCUUCUGGUGGUUCUGGUAGUAGUUUUGGCAGAGGAGGAAAGCGGUCUAAUGUUGUCAAUAGCAACAAAAGAAAGGGUAGAGAUGCUGAGGACUCAGAGUGCCAAAGUGAGGCUGCGGGAAACAAGUCAGCACAACGGUCUGGAUCAUCCAGGAGGAGCCGUGCUGCUGAAGUCCAUAAUCUCUCAGAAAGGAGACGGAGAGAUCGGAUCAAUGAGAAAAUGAGAGCAUUGCAAGAGCUCAUACCUCAUUCUAACAAGACAGAUAAAGCAUCAAUGUUAGAUGAGGCAAUUGAAUACUUGAAGUCUCUUCAGAUGCAACUUCAGGUAAUGUGGAUGGGAAGCGGGAUGGCACCAAUGAUGUUUCCAGGCAUGCAGCACUAUAUGCCCCGAAUGGGAAUGGGAAUGGGAGUGGGAAUGGGAAUGGGACCACCGGCCUUGCCUUCAAUGCACAAUCCGAUGCAUUUACCUAGAGUCCCUCUAGUUGAUCAGUGCAUGAAUGUGGCUCCAGCAACAAACCAGGCUGUAAUGUGCCAAGCACCGGUGUUGAAUCCAGUUGAUUAUCAUAACCAGAUGCAAAAUCCGGUGUUUCAGGAGCAGUAUGCGCGUCUUAUGGGCUUCCAUCAUAUGCAGACUAUGUCUCAGCCUAUGAAUAUGUUCAGAUUUGGCUCCCAGCCUAUGCAACAGAAUCAGAUGACAGCACCAACUGGCAUCAACAGUGGACAUUUAGGUGGAGGAGGUACAGCUAAUGAUACUUUAAGUGGCAAGAUGUUCCUGACGCUGAUGCUCUUUAGCUAUAAUUGUCAUUUUGACAUGUUAAUCAGUGAGUAUGCAUGCUUAUCUCCUCCCUAUGGUCCCCUGGCUUAUUUAACAAGAUUAUUUCAAGGUGGCAAAAGUUGUUGUGUUGAAUAUAUUUCUAGCUCGCACGGUUCGCAUGCCUCCCCAACCAGUGAGCGUGACGUGCGAUCUUCUCCUACGUACAUGCCAAUGAACAACUACUGCAAGAGUUCAAACAUCCCAAGCCUAGUGUGCAGCUUCCUGAAUUGA
Messenger RNA from Prunus armeniaca (apricot), 1905 nucleotides. The record is from the annotation of a GenBank genome assembly. Lineage: Eukaryota; Viridiplantae; Streptophyta; Magnoliopsida; Rosales; Rosaceae.